CCCAGUAUAUACGCCUACUACGGCAUGCAACUUGAUUCUUACAACAAUAGAUACACAAGGCAAAUUUAUGAGGGCAGUUUAAUGAAAUUCAGAUGUUAUUUGUAUCGACUGGGGGAUCCGCCGAUUACAUGGACAUGGUAUUGUGGGGAUGAAGUGAUGAAAAACGUAACAUUUUCAAGCGACCGUUCGUAUACGUACAUGAACUUCACUGCGACGUGGAAGCACGACAGAAAACCUUGCUAUUGCAGAGCAAAAUCACGUUCUACUGUUUUAUUCUACGACGAAACUUCUGAAGAUCGUUACCAGAUGCGUGUUUAUCAUUCACCAAGGACACGACCAUUUAUUUAUUCUUUGUCGUCUACAACUGUACAGAGCGGUGAGUACAUUAACAUUAAGUGCAAUCUCGAAACACUAGGAUACCCACAAAUAUCCUGGAGAUGGAUCUGUGAUGGCCAGCCUCCCGUGAACGGAGUGGACAUCGGGACAGAAACUUACUUUCAACUCAAAGCGUCUGAAAGACACAAUGGGAAGGUUUGCAGAUGUAGAGGAAUAUCCUCCUCAUCUUCCUUCUACACGUACGACGAGGUAUCGAACCCUGUGAAGAUCACCGUUUUAACUAAAACCGAGGAAGAACCUCACUGCGUAUCACCUGCAGCUUUUGGAACAACUACUGGGGUAUUGGUGGUCAUUAUAUUAGCGUUAGUCACCACCCUUGUAUUACAGUACAUCAGGGUGAAAAAAGGAGGUAUCUGCCCCUGUGAAAAUAUUGGAAAGACAGUAGAAGAAAAAACAAGUGAAAACAGCAGUGAACAUAAUCCUACAUAUAUCAACGAUCAAUCCUACGAAGUACUGCAAAUUAACAGAGAGAGACUUUAGACAACAUUCCUCUAACUGAAAUUGAUUUGCACUGGUUUUAUGGUUCUCCAUUGAAUGUUAAUUUUUCUUCAGUCCCUUGGAUUUCAGAAGAUUAUGGUACUUCAGCUGUGAUAUAUUUUUCUUGACAUUUCUAUUUUAUAAAGUAAAUUGGUCCAAUGUUAGCAUAUUUUUACUCUGUGGUCAAUUUUGAAAAUCAUGCUUUGUGUACAGACAACUAACAUGAAAAACAUCAAUCAUUUUUACUAUGUGUUCAGUGAUGUCACAAGAGUAUGCUGAUAAAGCAUAUUUUGUUUAUAAUAUUGAUGGUGAUAUUUGUUUUUAAAAAGUUUGCUACUAAUUCAUAU
Saccostrea cuccullata (small rock oyster) is the source of this 1220-nucleotide messenger RNA. RefSeq lists its product as uncharacterized. The coding region runs from base 25 to 876 and encodes 283 amino acids. The transcript has 6 exons. The record is from RefSeq and is a predicted model, not a curated record. Lineage: Eukaryota; Metazoa; Mollusca; Bivalvia; Ostreida; Ostreidae.